Molecule: messenger RNA, 273 nt
Organism: Oppiella nova
Lineage: Eukaryota; Metazoa; Arthropoda; Arachnida; Sarcoptiformes; Oppiidae
Source: the annotation of a GenBank genome assembly
AUGUCUAUCCUAUAUAUUACAGUGACUGUAGGACUGAUAGCCGGAGUGUUUGGUCUGUUAAUAUCGGUCGUGGGUCUGGUGGGUAUCAUCAAAGAGAUCAAAUGGAUUGUCAUAACACUACUGGUGCUGCAAAUCAUCGCAAUUAUCCUAAACUUUGUGGGCGGUGAGGUGGGCGCCGGCGUAUGGGGUAUUGUGUGCGCUAUACUGACCGCAGUAUUCCUGCACCUCAUCAUACAGAAGCAAAAGGAGGGCUCACCCGAUAAUCUGGCGUAG